GUAUAUUACAGGUACAAGUGAUCCGAGUUUUGCCGAGUUGAAGUCGACGGUGUAUGGUGGCGCUUUUGUCCGGCUGUCGCAUAAUAAUUGAUAGGAGUCCGCCGCUGCGUCUGUCUUCUGCACUGUAAUUUCGGAUCAAACUCAAUAAAUUUUCAGAGGAAGGACAUUUUAGUUUCCUCUACUUAUCCUUUUCCACGGUUCAGACGAUUACUACAAUCGAAGAAUGGGUGGCGGCAACGGUCAAAAGUCCAAGAUGGCUCGCGAGAAGAACUUGGAAAAAAUGAAAGGCCCCAAAGGAAGUCAGCUGGAAACCAACAAAAAAGCGAUGAAUAUCCAGUGCAAGGUGUGUAUGCAAACUUUCAUGUGUACCACAUCGGAGGUGAAGUGUCGGGAGCAUGCGGAAGCCAAGCACCCAAAAGCUGAUGUUUAUGCUUGCUUUCCACAUCUCAAAAAAUGAAGUAGUGUCUGGUUCAAAUUCUUUCGUUGAGGAAAAGGAUAUAGGCUGUUGCCUGCAACUUUAAACUGCCUUCAACAUCUAUAGUUUAUAUGUAAAAGUGUGUAAUGCUUCAUCUUUUGUAUGAUUGAUUGUAAGACCUCAUAUAACCUGAUUGGAUGGUUAUGGGCUGUUUUACAUAAA
Coffea eugenioides is the source of this 637-nucleotide messenger RNA. RefSeq lists its product as uncharacterized. Lineage: Eukaryota; Viridiplantae; Streptophyta; Magnoliopsida; Gentianales; Rubiaceae. The record is from RefSeq and is a predicted model, not a curated record. The coding region runs from base 224 to 457 and encodes 77 amino acids. The transcript has 3 exons.